Mangifera indica (mango) is the source of this 2685-nucleotide messenger RNA. RefSeq names its product U-box domain-containing protein 6-like. NCBI's taxonomy places the organism in Eukaryota, Viridiplantae, Streptophyta, Magnoliopsida, Sapindales, Anacardiaceae. Gene Ontology annotation, biological process: protein ubiquitination. Gene Ontology annotation, molecular function: ubiquitin-protein transferase activity; protein binding. Gene Ontology annotation, cellular component: cytoplasm; nucleus. The record is from RefSeq and is a predicted model, not a curated record. The coding region runs from base 251 to 2563 and encodes 770 amino acids. The transcript has 6 exons.
GGCUCUAAAAUGCCUAUCAUCGGUCCCUCUUCAUUUACGCCAUCUUUCAAAUGACAGACCGAAACUGAAAACCAAAAGCCGAAGGCAAUCUCCUUGACCCCUAAUUUCGAACCAAAACCAAAGUGUAAAUUCACUUGUUUUAUUUUUCUCAAAUUCUUAGUAAAUGAUCUUUUGUGAAGCCUCCUUGGUCCGUUCCAAAUUUUCCGAAGAUAUAAACUCGCUUUUCAGUUUUCUGCGGUGAAAGUGAAUCAUGGAUAUAGCUGAGGUUGAAGAAACUCAGUUUGCAGCUAGUGACGCCAAGUUACAUGGGGGCAUGUGCAAGAAAUUGUCCGCAAUUUACUACAAAAUCUUGUCAAUUUUUCCUUCUCUGGAAGCUUCACGGCCUAGGAGCACAUCUGGUAUUCAGGCCUUAUGUUCAUUGCACAUAGCACUUGAGAAGGCCAAGAAUAUUCUUCAGCACUGCUCAGAAUGUAGUAAACUUUACUUGGCUAUAACUGGGGAUUCUGUUCUUCUAAAAUUUGAAAGAGCACGUGCUGCUCUUGUUCAGAGUCUUAGGCGUGUUGAAGAUAUUGUUCCACAAUCUAUUCGGUGUCAGAUUUUGGAGGUUGUGAAUGAACUUGAGGGCAUUGUUUUUUCUCUAGAUGCUUCAGAAAAGCAAGUCGGGGAUGAUAUAAUUACAUUACUCCAGCAGGGUGGAAAAUUUAUCAACUCUAACGACAAAAAUGAACUGGAAUUGUUUCACCAAGCUGCUUCUAGACUUGGUAUUACAUCUUCCAGAGCAUCUCUUACAGAAAGAAGAGCUCUCAAGAAACUUAUUGAAAGAGCUCGUGUGGAGGAAGACAAGCGGAAAGAAUCAAUUGUGGCUUAUCUUUUGCAUCUUAUGAGGAAAUACUCCAAGUUAUUUAGAAGUGAGAUAAUGGAUGACAAUGAUUCGCAGGGUUCAACACCUUGUUCGCCAACUGUGCAGAGUUCUUCUGAGGAAGGUGGGCAUGCCUUUGACCGUCAACUGUCAAAACUGAGUGCUUUCAACUUAAAGUCAAACAAUAGAAAAUCGGGGCAGAUGCCUCAAGCACCUGAAGAAUUGAGGUGUCCAAUAUCUUUGCAGCUUAUGUAUGAUCCAGUAAUAAUUGCUUCUGGACAAACGUAUGAAAGGAUAUGCAUUGAAAUGUGGUUCAAUGAUGGGCACAGCACCUGUCCAAAGACUCAACAGAAGCUGCCUCAUCUUUGUUUGACCCCUAAUUACUGUGUUAAGGGUAUGAUUGCCAACUGGUGUGAACAGAAUGGAAUUUCUGUUCCUGACAGGCCCCCUGAAUCUCUUGAUCUGAAUUAUUGGAGACUGGCUCUGUCUGAGUCUGACUCCACUAAUUCGAGAUCAAUUGGCAGUGUCAGUUCUUGUAAGUUGAAGGAGGUGAAGGCUGUUCCUGUGGAGGACAGUGGAACUAUCGAGGAUUUGGAAUACUGUGAACUUGAAAAUGAAUAUGCGCGGGAGAAAGAGUCUGAACUUAAUAUACUUGAAAGAUAUCAGAAUUUCCUGAAUGUCUUAAAUGGAGAAGAAGACUUAAGAAAGAAAUGCAGUGUUGUAGAACAAAUACGGCUCUUCCUGAAGGAUGAUGAUGAGGCCAGAAAUUUCGUUGGCGCAAAUGGUUUUGUUGAAGCAUUGUUGAGGUUUCUAGAGUUUGCUGUGCAUCAGAGGGAUUCUUAUGCUCAAGAAAUUGGAGCAAUGGCUCUUUUUAACCUUGCUGUCAACAAUAACAGAAAUAAGGAAGUGUUGUUAGCAGCAGGAAUACUUCAAUUGCUGGAGAAAAUGAUCUCCAACCCCAACUCUCAUGGUUCCGCAACGGCUGUCUAUCUGAAUCUCUCCUGCUUUGAAGAUGCCAAGUCCCUUAUUGGCUCUAGUCAGGCUGUCCAAUUUUUAGUUCAUCUCUGUAAAGGUAAAACUGAAGUACAAUGCAAGCUUGAUGCCCUUCAUGCCCUAUUCAACCUUUCCACUGUCCCUUCCAACAUUCCGAACCUUCUUUCUGCUGGUAUUAUUAGUGGCCUCCAAUCUCUAGUAAUCGCUGGGGACCGCAUGUGGACAGAAAAAUCCUUAGCUGUUUUGCUAAAUUUGGCUUCAAGUCAAGCAGGGAAAAAUGAAAUGCUUUCAACCCCUGGCCUAAUUGCCGGGCUUGCAACAGUGUUAGACACUGGUGAACCCAUUGAACAGGAGCAAGCUGUUGCAUGCCUUUUAAUAUUGUGUAAAGGGAGUGAGAAAUGCAGUCAAAUGGUCUUACAAGAGGGCGUCAUACCUGCACUGGUUUCAAUAUCGGUGAAUGGGACGACAAGAGGGCAAGAUAAGGCACAGAAACUUUUGAUGCUGUUCCGUGAGCAACGGCAACGAGAUCAUCCUCUUGUUGAAAUCAGACAAGAGGGUGAUAAUAGUGGAAAAACCACACCAACACUUGCUACUGCUCCCGAUCCUUCUUCUGAAUCAAAACGACAAUGUAAUUCGGUCUCAAGAAGAAAGAUGGGGAGAGCUUUUAGCUUUUUCUGGAAGAGCAAGAGCUACUCGCUUUCUCAGUGUUAACAAGGUGAUCCUGUUGUAAAUUUUUCUUGUAUCUUCUUUUCUAGUUCUUUUUGUCCCCGUCUGGGGUUUUUGUAGAGAAGAGAAUGUACAGCCCUUGUAAUCAAUGGAUUUUGGUUUCUUUU